AUGCGCAGGCGUGACUUCUUUAGUGGGGAUUGGCUGACGACGGGGCGAGACGGGGCGGGACUCCCGCCUCGGCGCAAGCUCUGUGGGCAGAGAGGGCGGGGCUGCUAGUGCCAGUCGACCCAAGUAUCCCGGCCUGAGGCGUCCUCCCGAUCCCUCCCCCUGCCGGCGCCUCUAACGGCAGACCAUUCAUCAAGAAUUUUGUAUUCAAGGCCCAAAAGUUUGUCACCGAAGAUGAUGAAUGCUGACAUGGAUGCAGUUGAUGCUGAAAAUCAGGUGGAACUGGAGGAAAAAACACGACUUAUUAAUCAAGUGUUGGAACUCCAACACACACUUGAAGAUCUCUCUGCAAGAGUAGAUGCGGUUAAGGAAGAAAAUCUGAAGCUAAAAUCAGAAAAUCAAGUACUUGGACAAUACAUAGAAAACCUCAUGUCAGCUUCUAGUGUUUUUCAAACGACUGACACAAAAAGCAAAAGAAAGUAAGGGAUUGAUAUCCCUUAUGUCUUAUGGAAUUGCUGCUGAUCUUUUUUCUUUAAAACUUAGAUUCCAAAAGUUAUAAUAGUUUUGUUUGUGGCUUCACUGAGUAUUUAUGAAGAUAAUGUCAGAUCUAGGCAAAAUUAAGAUCCUAACAGAAGACUUCCAUGAGUUUGUGUAUUAUGUUAGUCUAUGAAAAUGUGCAAAUGUAUUGUAGAGACUUUAUAAUUAGAAUUGCAUAUAUUUAUGAAACUUGAAAAUGAAUGUUUUAUCAAAUUUGCUUUUAUAGGCUUAGCACUGUCUUUUAUUAUAGGCAUAGUUAAAGAUAUAAGAAAAUAACCACCACGUUGUGAGAAAGUGACCAAAAUCAUGUACUGAAUGCACAGCUUUCUAUACCCUGUCCACCAUUGUGUGCCUCUUUUCCAUUUGCUUUCUUCUUGUUUUCCUUCCCCUAAAGAAAAAACUGCUUUCACAUUUAUAAGAAGUAAUUCCAAGUGUUAAUCAUCUAGGAGAGUAACCUGAACUCUCAACUGUUGAAACUUAACCAAAAUAAGAUACUUUCUCCAUUAGGGUUUAUUUGUUAUAUUUAGUAAUAAGAUAGAAUAUUUGGUUUCUCUGUAAUCAGUUGAAAAUUGAGGCUAUAAAAAUGAUUUUUCCUUGAAACUGAAAUGUCAAAUUGGGGAAGAUGUGUUGUUAAAAAAUUUUUUUGCACAAAAUAACCCACUUGGUUAUCUGAAAAGAUGAGCUAAACUGUGUUUCUGAAGUAGAAAUUUUUGAGGAGAAAUAGAAAUAGGGUGGGAAAAGUACUUGCUAAGUACCUUCUUAACCAACUUCAAAUGUUUUUACUCCAGAUUUGUGUUAUCUCUGGCACAGGUUAGAUUUCCGGGGGAAGGGGGUAUAUAAGAAAAUGGAUUAAGUUUGGCUAACCUUGUGUAAACCAUACCUGGAAGAGAAUAAAGUUUAGUCUCAGGUUUAUUUGUAGUGCCCAGAGCAUCAACUUUGCAAAAAUUGAGUGUAUUAGUAUCAGAAUCAUGAAUAAAAUGGGAGUUUGACAUGUAUACUAA
Messenger RNA from Phacochoerus africanus (Common warthog), 1535 nucleotides. It is a transcript of the gene SCOC, whose product is annotated as short coiled-coil protein. Lineage: Eukaryota; Metazoa; Chordata; Mammalia; Artiodactyla; Suidae. Gene Ontology annotation, cellular component: trans-Golgi network. The record is from RefSeq and is a predicted model, not a curated record.